Messenger RNA from Eruca vesicaria subsp. sativa (arugula), 1059 nucleotides. NCBI's taxonomy places the organism in Eukaryota, Viridiplantae, Streptophyta, Magnoliopsida, Brassicales, Brassicaceae. The record is from the annotation of a GenBank genome assembly.
GUGGAUAGACUGAGGCAGAACCGAAUCUUCAUAAUCUCUACCACAUAUACAAGAAGAAAACAAAACACAAGACUAUCAUCAAUCAAUCUCCACUCUUCGUCAAUGGCUUCUCUGAAGCUUUCACCUUCUUCACCAAUCUCUAUCCCUAAGAGCAGUGGAUAUGUUGGUAGGAGAGGAGUUUCAUUUAUUGUUCGGGCUGAACAAUCUCCCUCUUCCUCUUCUGAUCUUCAGGAUAAAUGUGAGAGGAGACGUGUGGUGGUAACGUUAGGUGUUGUUGCUCCUUGGAUCUCAUUGCUUAGUAAAGCUCCAGCAUCAUUUGCUGCAGAAAGCAAGAAAGGAUUCAUGUCUGUCUCUGACAAUAAGGAUGCAUAUUCGUUUCUAUAUCCCUUUGGUUGGCAGGAAGUGGUGAUUGAAGGUCAAGAUAAGGUAUACAAAGAUGUGAUUGAGCCCUUAGAAAGCGUUAGUGUCAAUUUGAUACCAACUAGCAAACAGACUAUCAAAGAGUUCGGCCCACCAAAGGAGAUUGCUGAGACACUGGUAAAGAAAGUUUUGGCACCACCAAAUCAGAAGACUACUCUUAUUAAUGCAUCAGAGCAAGAAGUGGAUGGGAAGACUUAUUAUCAGUUUGAGUUCACUGCUCAGGCUAGAAACUACACUCGCCAUGCGUUGGGUGUCAUCACAGUUUUCAAUGGUAUGUAUAUCAUCAGCGUAAUCAUGACUCUAAAACAUACACGUAUACAAUGCAACGGUAGUAAAUGGUGUUUUUUUUACUGUGCAGGAAAAUUCUACACAUUGACGACUGGGGCUAAUGAAAGAAGGUGGGAGAAGAUGAAAGAUAGGCUUCACACUGUGGUAGAUUCUUUCAAGAUCACUGUUUGAAAAAAUAUCAAGUUUGGUUUGGUCACCACUUAUGUUUUGAAAAAGCCUGAGUUUUUUGUUCAUUCUUCUUGUCUCUUUUCAUUAACACUAUUCUUCUCCAGUAAGAGAGACUCAAUACUCUGACAUUUCUACAUUGUUUCCCAUUAUAUAUCUGAUCGUCUGAGAGGAAUGCUAUUCUCA